Molecule: messenger RNA, 1974 nt
Organism: Arabidopsis arenosa
Lineage: Eukaryota; Viridiplantae; Streptophyta; Magnoliopsida; Brassicales; Brassicaceae
Source: the annotation of a GenBank genome assembly
UGAAACUCUCUCGUGACAGUGGUGGUUGGUCAAUGGCGGUUGAUGUGAAAUCUGUGCUUGAGUUUCUCCGACGGAAUGGUUUAACGGAGGCGGAAUCUGCUCUGAGAGACGAUAUUAACGAGAAAAACAAACUCGCUUCUUUCGAUUUCGAGAAGUUUCUGUUCCCGAUUCCGCCGCCGAUCAGAAUCACGGCGAGUUCUCGUCCUUCUGAUUCCGGUGGUGAUGGGUCGAACUCGAAGUCUUCUUCCGACGACGAGUUUGUUAGCUUGGACUCUUCCACUUCUGGCUUCUGUUCUUCUUCCGAGUUUGUGAAUCCUUAUGGAGAUAAUUCAUCAUCUGAUGGACAGUCUCAAUUUGGGACAGCUCGGACAUAUCCAGAGUGGAGCGAGUUUUACUUACACAAUGAGACUGAAGAUGAAGAUGAGUUUAUGUCUCCUGCAUUUAGAGAAUCUGAUUUCUUUAUUUUACCUGAAAAUGCUCAGGAUAAGUUCAUCACAGAUAACCAAUUCGAGAACACGCUUGGUGUUUAUGAUAAAUCAUCAUCUCAAGGGUCUCAAACCGAAGCGAGUCUCGAUUACUUAGAUAAGCCUUUUCUUCUUGGCAAUGUGGAGGGUGAGGAUGAGGAUGACUCAAAAGAUUACAUUGGUCUUGAUGAUAAAACUGAUGAGCUUGAUCUCAAGACCGGUGAUCAAGUGAAUGUAACAGAUGAAGAGGUUGAUGUUGUUCAUGAGGUUGAAGAUGAAUAUGAAGUAUUUAAUCUUAGAAUCAUUCACUGGAAAAACAGGACGGGAUUCGAAGAGAACAAGGAUCUACCAAUUGUGAUAAACUCGGUGAUUGGAGGAAGAUACUACAUUACGGAAUACAUUGGUUCUGCUGCGUUUAGCAAGGUGGUUCAGGCACAGGAUCUACACAAUGGGGUCGAUGUUUGCCUCAAGAUUAUCAAGAACGACAAAGAUUUCUUUGAUCAGAGUUUAGACGAGAUAAAGCUAUUGAAACAUGUCAAUAAGCAUGAUCCUGCUGAUGAACAUCACAUCCUGCGCCUCUACGAUUACUUCUACCAUCAGGAACAUUUGUUUAUUGUCUGUGAACUUCUCCGAGCAAACUUGUAUGAAUUCCAGAAAUUCAAUCAAGAAUCAGGAGGAGAACCAUACUUUAACUUAAGCAGACUUCAGGUUAUAACCCAUCAGUGUUUGGAUGCACUCGUGUUCCUUCAUGGACUAGGAAUCAUACAUUGUGAUCUCAAACCUGAGAAUAUACUGAUUAAGAGUUACAAAAGAUGCACGGUAAAAAUAAUCGAUCUUGGAAGCAGUUGUUUCCGCUCUGACAACUUGUGCUUGUAUGUACAAUCUCGUUCUUAUAGAGCUCCUGAAGUGAUUCUCGGGCUUCCAUAUGAUGAAAAGAUUGAUUUGUGGUCUCUUGGGUGUAUUUUAGCAGAGCUCUGCUCUGGUGAGGUUCUGUUUCCAAAUGAAGCAGUAGCGAUGAUAUUGGCUCGGAUUGUUGCGGUUUUAGGUCCUAUAGAAACAGAGAUGCUAGAGAAAGGUCAAGAGACACAUAAAUACUUCACUAAAGAGUAUGAUCUCUACCACUUAAACGAGGAGAGUAAUGAGAUUGAAUACAUAAUCACAGAAGAAUCAUGUUUGGAAGAACAAUUACAUGUUAGUGAUGAAUUGUUCUUAGAUUUUGUAAGGAGUCUACUUGAGAUCAAUCCAUUGAGACGUCCAACAGCUCUCGAGGCACUUAACCACCCUUGGCUCUCUUCUUCUUCUUACAAUUGAUUUUGUUUGUUCUUGUGUUGGUUGUUUAGUUUUGUCUUAUUCAUUGUUUCUCCAGUUUUUUUGGAUCUUGUUUGUGAUUUUUUUUAAAGUCACUGUAAUUUGGUAAUUGUGAGAUUAUGUGUAUAGAACGGUUUACAUUGAUUUCACAUUGUAAGUAAAAAGCUUGUGUGGUGCGGCAUAAUACAUAGUUUCUCAGUUA